UACGCCACAGUGAGCCUCGCCCCCUCACUCAAUUCCUGCCCGUUGGACGCCACUGUCUCUCCCCGUUCCUGCCUCGACCCACCGCCGCUCCGUGCACGCCGAGUGAGGUCGUAAACUGUUCGAUGACACAGCUCACGCCAAGGCUCGCCUCCACCAUGGCGGAGGUGGACGCAGUGCAUUGGGUGGUAUACCGCAACGUCCUGCCGGUGCUGGUAUUUGCGGGCAUUAUUCUCAACGUGCUCUGUUUGGUGGUGCUGAGUCGUCCAAGCCUCAGGUCAACCAGAGUCGUUUGGUACUUCCUGGCCCUGGCCUCCUCAGACCUGUUGGUGUGCGUCUUCCAUAUCCCCGUCAUCACCACUAUCACGGGAUGCACCUUUUCCUCUUAUGGCGAGGCCUACUACUUCACACACUUCGGCUGGACGAUGAUCGGUGUGUGUCAGUCAUUCGGAACCUACGUCAUUGUGUGGCUGUCCUUGGAUCGCUUCAUUGCCGUGUGGAUGUACGAAAUUUACCCAAAGAUCCAGCAGCGACCCCAUGUCAAGAGGAACAGGCUGCUGGCCACGGCGAUGGCUUGCAUCACCUUCCACUUGGUCUAUAUGGUCCUGGCUGAUCUGACCUGUUCCACCGAAGAUGAAGGAGACGAGGAGUGCACGCGAGGACACUGGAUCAGCGUGAGCGGCUAUCAGUACCAGUUUGAGAAGACGUGGCACAAGGUGUACUGCGUCAUAUACGGCCUCUUCAUUAGGUGGUUCCCGGGCUGCCUGCUGAUCUUUUUCAAUGCCAGCUUGGUGGUGGGCAUAGUGCAGGGCCGCGUCAACCUCCCUGUGGGCAUCAAGACACCAGGCAGGAGUGGGGAGCGUAAACUUGUCAUCAUCACCAUUGCCAUCACUGCCUCCUACAUCCUGUUCACAUUCCCUAUCAUGAUCUACAUCACUGGCUUUGCGGAGGCACUCCCAGACCGGUGUGGAGGCAACCACCCCAAGGAGGUAUUAAGGGCAGUGGGCAACACACUGCAGCUGCUGGAGCAUGUCAUCCACAUUGCCUUCCUGGUGGGACUCAACAGCCGCUUCAGAAAAGAACUUAAGAUCCUAUUGCGACUUGAAAAAAGAGCAGAUGAUGACUACUGCCACGAGCAAGAUGGCGAGAAAGAGGAACCAAAGAGUAGGAGCAAAUUGGCACCACCUCAUUCCUUCAAUACACACUCCACUACCCCAACACCACCUACCCUAACACAAGACCUGAGCCUCAGCACUGCUGAUGUUGCUGUAUUAUAAGACAGGAAGCAACACAAGGUGGCUCAGUGCAAUGUGAAGAGCCUUUUAAACUCCCAUUCACUCUGCUGCUGAGUGUACUGGGCAGCAGCAGUACAUCAAAGAAAUACAAACUGCUACCACUUAGUAUUCUAAGUAGUGUUGUGGCAUUCGUAGUCUUCUGAACUGUGCAAAGACAACCUUAAUUUACCAAAUGUCUUAUAACAAAAGCAACCAAAAGGUAAAACAGCAUUACAUAUACCUGAGUGGGUUGCUGGUUGUUUAUCCCUUGAAUGUUGAUAAAAAAUUCGUCAAAUAUGGUAUCAUAAUUUUUCAGAUGACAUACGGAAACUUUUGAUGUACUGUGAAUGUGGGAGACUCCCUGAAAUACAGGAGACCCAUAACAUAGAUGGCAUCCUGAUGCAUCUGUGGAAGUGAACAGCUACACCUCAUUCCAGGUGCAAGAUGUGUCCAGGAAGUCUGAGAGAUAUUCUCUUUCCCCACCAAAAUACUUAUUUAUUCAGGAGAUACACCAGUUGGACUAUUUUUCCAGCAUAUCUCCACAGGAAUGUCUCACAUGAGAAAAAUUUCAUCCCCCUUGGUCAGAAUGCCCUGACCCUCAUGGUGGUGCCACCAUUGGGUCACUGGACUAAAUACUCAUAAGGGCCAAAAGCUCAUCACCAGUCUGUAACAUGUACUAUAUAAGUUUGUAAAAAAAUAUAUUUUUUUACACAAAACAAAAACAAAAACAAAAAAUAAAUAAAUAAAUAAAUAAAAAAAAUAAAUAAAACUUGAAUGAGAGCAUUUAAUACAAAUAUUUGUAAUGAUGCCAUGAAAUAACAAUUUAUGGUCCAAAUAUAAAAUGUUUUGUGCAGUAUUGUUGCAGUACAGCUUGUAUAACUAUUUAAUGAAAAUAAAUCACAUUUCAAAGGACAAAA
Molecule: messenger RNA, 2188 nt
Organism: Scylla paramamosain (green mud crab)
Lineage: Eukaryota; Metazoa; Arthropoda; Malacostraca; Decapoda; Portunidae
Exons: 4
Coding region: 123-1274 (383 amino acids)
Biological process (GO): G protein-coupled receptor signaling pathway
Cellular component (GO): membrane
Molecular function (GO): G protein-coupled peptide receptor activity
Source: RefSeq, a predicted model, not a curated record